Messenger RNA from Scleropages formosus (Asian bonytongue), 1592 nucleotides. RefSeq names its product NIN1 (RPN12) binding protein 1 homolog (gene nob1). The record is from RefSeq and is a predicted model, not a curated record. NCBI's taxonomy places the organism in Eukaryota, Metazoa, Chordata, Actinopteri, Osteoglossiformes, Osteoglossidae. Gene Ontology annotation, molecular function: RNA endonuclease activity. The coding region runs from base 7 to 1308 and encodes 433 amino acids. Gene Ontology annotation, cellular component: preribosome, small subunit precursor. Gene Ontology annotation, biological process: maturation of SSU-rRNA; ribosomal small subunit biogenesis. The transcript is spliced from 9 exons.
UUCAAGAUGGCGCCCACCAUGGUGGAGCAUGUUGUUGCGGAUGCAGGGGCGUUCUUAAAAAAAGCACCUUUACAGGAGAUCGGCAAGAACAUUUAUACCGUCAAAGCUGUUGUGGAGGAAAUACGAGACAAACCAACGAGGAGGAGUCUUGCCUUUCUGCCCUAUAAACUAAAUUUUAAGGAGCCCUUUCCAGAAUAUGUACGCCUAGUGACCGAGUUCUCCAAAAAGACAGGAGACUAUCCCAGCCUUUCAGCCACAGAUAUUAAGGUCUUGGCCUUAACCUAUCAGCUGGAGUGUGAGAUUGUGGGGACUGGACACCUGAAGAAAGAGCCAGAUGUCAAUGUUAAAAUAUGCAGUACACUGCGUCACCCAGAGGCCCCAGUUGACAUUGCAGGCUUUCACCUUCCAUCAAAGAAACACCUGGAAGGACCAGCUACAGACAACCAGAAUGUACCGCCUUCAGAAAGUGAUGAGUUCAACAGUUUUCAGUUCUGGAAAAAUCCUUUGCCCAGCAUUGAGAUGGAAUUACUGGAGCUGUUGAAUGCGGAAACCGUCUCAGCUGUGGAGAAUGAAGCUGAGAAGCUGCAGUCAGUCCACAUCUCUGCCGAGGGUCAGGGUUCUGGUGAGGAUGGCAGCAGCUCAGAGGAAGAAAGUGAAGAGAAUGAGGAUGAUGACGAUGAUGGAGGAGGCUGGAUCACUCCCAGCAACAUCAAACAGAUCCAGGAGGACAUGGGUGUGUUUGAGAAUCCUACAGAUACCAAAGUAGGGUGUGUGACCACUGACUUCUCCAUGCAGAAUGUUCUCAUUCAAAUUGGACUCCACGUCCUCUCGGUGAACGGAAUGCUGAUCAAGCAGACUAGGAACUACAUUCUACGCUGCCAUGCCUGUUUCAAGACCACAACAAACAUGACCAAAGUGUUCUGCCCAAAUUGUGGGAACAAGACCCUGAAGAAGAUUGCAGUUACGAUCAAUGAGGAUGGUAAUGUGCAGAUGCAUUUCUCACGGAACCCCAAAGUGCUGAACCCUAAAGGACUGAGGUAUUCUCUGCCCUUGCCAAAAGGGGGGAAACACGGCAACAACCCCUACUUGGUAGAGGACCAGAGGUUUCCCCAGCAGCGGCUGUCUCGCAAGGCCCGGCAGAAGACGGAUGUCUUCAACCCAGACUACGUGGCGGGCAGCUCCCCCUUUGCCGAGAACGACAUCUACAGCCGAGCAGCCAGCCUGCACCUGCGGGACGCUCAAUGCGGAGGAGGGCGCCGUCGCACCAACCCUAAUACGGCACGUAAGAAGUUCGUCAAGAAAAAAUAACUAUCCUGAAACGGGCAGAGGAUCUCCAGUUCCAGGGGAACAGGGGGUGCUGCAGGACUGAAGCCCGACAGUAAUCGUUUAUCUGUCUUGCGUGAAAUAUCUCUGCUCUUACAGGCCACUGGGCUUUUAUUACAAAGAUGACCGCCAUUGUUGUAAAAGUGUACAUGAGGUUGAGCAGCAGCCCUCUCUGGAGUAACAGUUUGUCCCAGUUACUGAAUUUAAAACUGCUGGAAGGGAAUUGAUGUCAAGUUCUGACAUAUGCUCUUCUGCGGAGGGAAUGCCUU